AAGUACUAGAUACUUUUCAGUCAACAGUAGGCUUAUAAGUACUAGAUACUUUUCAGUCAACAGUAGUCUUAUAUGUGCUCGGUACUUUUCAGUCAACUGUAGACCUACAUAUUCUCUGUUUCAUUUGAUUUGAACUUGUCUCGGCAGCUACUUCUGACAUAUACUGACAUGUAUUGUGUCAGUGUCACAGUUCUCACCUUGUCAGCCUUGCUGACAUUGACGUCAUCAGAAGUGUUCACAUCAUCUCAUAAGGUGCAGAGGAUGGUGAUGGAUGAGGAACGUAUGUUGGGUGGAUUAAAACUAUUUAUAGACCAGAAGUAUGAUUUGCUAAAGAAGAUGUUCAAUUUCUAUUCUGAACGACUGCGUGAGGUCAGAUAUCGUGAUCCAUCUCCAGAAGAUUCUGAGCUGUACCACCCAAACUCCAUGUACCUAACGAUAAAAAAAUACGCCAGUGAUUAUAGUGUUCUAGAAGACAAUUUAGAAAACUUCAUCAACUCUGAAGGCGAGGCUGGACCUAUUUAUUUAGCCUGUCAGAAGGACUUAACAGGGGCACAAAAAUCACUAGUAAAUCUUCAGGCUAUAUACAAAAUGAAAGCCUUAGAUAUGGCAAAGGGAGAUUACUUGGGAUUUCAAGGCCCACCACUCACAUCGCAAGAUGCCUUCGACAUUGGGACCAUGGCCUGUAGAGGUUAUAAAUUUGUUGAAUGUGCUGAUUGGUUUAACGUCUCACUCACUUUGUACAACAGUUCGGAUGUUACACCAACAGAAACAAUCCCAGGUAUAACCGCCAAGAUGGGACGCGCCUACGUACACUUGGGCGACCUAGCCAGAGCUGAACAAAUCUACAAGGAUGUCCUCCUGUUAGAACCUAAUAAUAAGGAAGUCAUUAACUUGGGCCGGGAACUAAUUUAUGAAGACGUAAAUGAGUACACACCUGAUGAAACAUCCCAGAACUAUAGCCGCCUCUGUAGUCUAGAGAACCAGAACCACAUACCUGACCCGAACAACCCGAGACUUGUGUGCCGGUACAGAGAGACUCUACUGCCCUACUACAGGUUUAAAGAAGAGAUCCUGUCUGUUGCCCCGUUUGUUUCCGUCAUCUACAACGUCAUCAGUGACGCUGAGGGCGACCACCUCAAAGAAUUAGCCAAGGACAAGCUCAAAAGAGGCCUUACUGCGCUAACAUACAGUGAAUCAUCAGAAGAACUUAGGACAAGUGACCUGGCAUGGAUUGCUGACGAAGAGUCAGAAAUGGUAUCAUCCAUCUCCAAGAGAAUUGGACACAUCACAGGUCUGGACACGUCAAUGAGAGAACCGUACGGUCCUACGUCUGCGGAACUAUUACAGGUAGUCAACUAUGGACUAGGUGGACUUUACGUUCCACACUUAGACCCAGUGCAGGAAGCAACUGAUUGGUUGAAACGCUCUGGAAAUAGACUGGCCACGUUUCUUAUUUACGUUUUAGACCAAGACAUAAAAACUUGCUUGUGA
This is a messenger RNA of Physella acuta, 1491 nucleotides long. RefSeq names its product prolyl 4-hydroxylase subunit alpha-2. The record is from RefSeq and is a predicted model, not a curated record. Gene Ontology annotation, cellular component: endoplasmic reticulum. NCBI's taxonomy places the organism in Eukaryota, Metazoa, Mollusca, Gastropoda, Physidae. Gene Ontology annotation, molecular function: protein binding; procollagen-proline 4-dioxygenase activity. Gene Ontology annotation, biological process: peptidyl-proline hydroxylation to 4-hydroxy-L-proline.